This is a messenger RNA of Suillus paluster, 1119 nucleotides long. RefSeq lists its product as uncharacterized. Gene Ontology annotation, biological process: double-strand break repair via homologous recombination. Gene Ontology annotation, molecular function: nucleic acid binding; 3'-5' DNA helicase activity; ATP binding. Gene Ontology annotation, cellular component: chromosome; cytoplasm. Lineage: Eukaryota; Fungi; Basidiomycota; Agaricomycetes; Boletales; Suillaceae. The record is from RefSeq and is a predicted model, not a curated record. Bases 1 to 1119 code for a protein of 372 amino acids. The transcript has 3 exons.
AUGGACGAAAAUUUGACACCCUGCUGGCCUCCUGUUUGUAAACACGCGCGCAGCCCUUUGUCAAGCGCUCGCACCAGUGGUGAGGCCAAUCCAACCACACCCAUCUGUUCCGUCAAUACACAUGUCUGCACCCUCAAUUCAUGUUUUCCACUCAUUGAUGCUAUCAACCUUACCCCAUGCUUCCGCAAUGGAUAUGAGGUCAAGCUGCAAACACCCUCCUACAAGCCAUAUGCCCUGUCCUCUCGUGGGCAAAAGCAGCAGCAUGCUUUUGACUUUUCGGUUGAAGUCUCGAUAAACCCCCAUUCUCCGCUCACUCCUGAUGAGUGGAGUGCUCUUGCUACUGGUGCUGCCAUCAUUCCAGCAGACUGCCGCCCACGCGACUUCCAGAUUCAAUGCAGCAACAUCGUAAUCGGAUGCUCGAAGGAUGUCUGUGUCAUUGCACUGACCGGCCAGGGCAAGUCUUUGCCCUGGGUUCUCCCACUGCUUGUUCAGAAAUCGGGUGUUUCUCUUGUCAUCACGCCUUAUACGAGCUUAGGUUCGGAGGGCCGAGACAUGCAUUGUGCUCUCGGAAUCUGCUCAGUCUUCAUCAACGCGAACCAGAAGGUUGCUACCACACUGGCUGAUGCUGCACGUGGACUUUAUAGAGUUGUGUUCACAUGUGUGGAGAUGAUGGAGAGUCCCAUGAUGGCAAAAAUUUUACAUGCGGAUUCAUUUAAGGCUGUUUUGUCUGCCAUAUACAUUGACGAGUCUCAUCUUGUCCACGAGUCUGUCUCCUGGCGGCCUGCAUACUCUUGCCUCCAUUUACUUCGCAAGCUCAUUGGAGACCACAUUCCUAUCAUUGCAAUUUCAGCUACUUUACCCACCAGCUAUCUUAUCAUCAACAUGCACCAUGAUCAAUCAAGCUUUGACGAUAUUGCAUUCCUAUUACCAUAUGGUUCCCAUGUACCCACAAUACUACAGACUCUUGUGUACUGUGAUGAUAUCGACAUGUUAACGAAGAUGUUUUGGUGGUUUCAUACUUGCCUUCUUGUUUUGGAUCUUCCCCCCUCUCUCGCUGACAUUUUGCAUGCUGGCAUGUCAGACACUCACCAAGAUACUGCCCUCGUGGAUUUCCACUGA